This is a messenger RNA of Gorilla gorilla gorilla (western lowland gorilla), 207 nucleotides long. Its product is annotated as guanine nucleotide-binding protein G(I)/G(S)/G(O) subunit gamma-10-like. Gene Ontology annotation, molecular function: G-protein beta-subunit binding. Gene Ontology annotation, cellular component: heterotrimeric G-protein complex. Lineage: Eukaryota; Metazoa; Chordata; Mammalia; Primates; Hominidae. The record is from RefSeq and is a predicted model, not a curated record. The coding region runs from base 1 to 207 and encodes 68 amino acids. The transcript has a single exon. Gene Ontology annotation, biological process: G protein-coupled receptor signaling pathway.
AUGUCUUCCAGGGCCAGCAAGAGUGCCCUGCAGCGCCUGGUGGAGCAGCUCAAGCUGCAGGUCGGCGUGGAGAGGAUCAAGGUCUCUCAGGCAGCUGCAGAGCUGCAACAGUACUGCAUGCAGAAUGCCUGGAAGGAUGCCCUGCUGGUCAGUGUUCCAGCAGGAAGUAACCCCCUCCUGGAGUCCAGAUCCUGUGCUUUACCCUGA